UCCACACCCUGCAGUGACUGGGAAGUUCCUCCGCAUUCCUGCCAUACACACACACACACUCACACACACACACACACACACUCACACACAGGCACAGAUCUGGGAGGAACCACACACUGAGGCUGGGAGUCUGGAGGGGGUGUUGGCCGCAGUAGGAACCUCAUCAUCAACGUGCUGCCAGUGUCACCAUGAGCAAGGCAGGAGGUGAUGACGGUGGAGGAGCUGGUGGCAGCAGCAGUGAAAAAGCCCGGCAGCCGGAGGAUGAGACUCCCGAGGGGAAGUUCCCGGGCAAACUGAGCGCUAGCACCAGUGGACCGGGGUGGACCAAGGUCAGCUGCCCCUGCUGCAUGUUGGAGCGGGUCGAGCCGCUGGUUCUGGUGAAGCUGGGAGAAAAGGUUCGGCCGGAGACGAAGAGGUGGCUCAUCAGACUGAUUGGAUCUUCUCAGAAAGAUGGCGGUGCUGCGUUACUGGCCCACCCAGGUGAGGACGCCGGUGGUGACAUCAUCAUAGUGUCCGCCCCUCGCUGCACGUUACUACGAGCCACUGAGGAGCUGGGUCUGUGUAAAUGUUACUCCAGCGGGGACAUGGAGGCCUUCUCCUACAACGACAGAAGCAACUUUAAAGAUUCAGACAACAUGGAAGUGUUCCUGACGCUGGCGGAGCGGCAAUACAUCGUGAAGUAUGAGCUGGACGGGCUGCGAGCGCAGAGAGACCUGAGAGUACCGGGUCUGUCGGACUCCUGCACGCUGCAGAACAGAGACAACAUCU
Molecule: messenger RNA, 768 nt
Organism: Paralichthys olivaceus (Japanese flounder)
Lineage: Eukaryota; Metazoa; Chordata; Actinopteri; Pleuronectiformes; Paralichthyidae
Source: RefSeq, a predicted model, not a curated record